AUGUGGUCUGUGUCUGGUCCUCUGGAUUUGCUGAAUUUGCCUGACCUUCACAAAGUGAGCUUUAUAUUCGAAGCAAGAAGGUUUUUUGCGCAUGAACAUGCGUUAUAUCCACCGAAGUUGCUGCCCAUUCAUCUCCCGUCCAUGCACCAUCGCCCAGGGAAGACCGCACUGAAAUAUGCGAGCCAAAUAGAGGGUGGCAUACACUCCCUAUGCGGAUUUUGUCGAGAGCGUUUCUUUAGUGGCGAUGAAUUGUACCCUCACAUGCGAGAGAAGCACGAGGAGUGUUUUCUCUGUAAGCGAAAUGAAGUUAGAGAUCAAUAUUUCAUCAACUACGAGAGUUUAGAAAGGCACUUCAACAGCAUUCACCAUCCUUGCACACAAAAAGAGUGCCAAGCUCAAAAUUUCGUCGUUUUCAACUCCCCAUUGGACCUCAGAGCUCACAUGGUAGAAGUCCACGGAGGAAGACAUGAGUUCACGAGACAAAAAGGACGCUAG
Laccaria bicolor S238N-H82 is the source of this 495-nucleotide messenger RNA. RefSeq lists its product as uncharacterized. NCBI's taxonomy places the organism in Eukaryota, Fungi, Basidiomycota, Agaricomycetes, Agaricales, Hydnangiaceae. The transcript is spliced from 3 exons. The record is from RefSeq and is a predicted model, not a curated record. Gene Ontology annotation, biological process: protein ubiquitination; rescue of stalled cytosolic ribosome. Gene Ontology annotation, molecular function: ribosome binding; ubiquitin protein ligase activity. Bases 1 to 495 code for a protein of 164 amino acids.